AUGGCCACUGGAGCUUUGCCGAGGCCAUCGCGCCCUUCCCUUGGGCCUCCAAAUUCCGCGCUACCUGCACUUCCUGUCCCGAAAACACGGAAGAGCACGAGUAGCUCAGCCGCUCUAAGCAGGUCCCCAAGCGCACCACGAAGUGGCCUACGAGCGCCUUCGACAGCUCACCUGCCUCCGCCGACUCCUGCACCAACGUCGGCUUUACCUACACCAAAAACCCCUAAUGGCAAAACUCUGCGGAAAGCCGUAAGCAUCAACUCCUUUCCACAACCUCCAAAAGGCGACUCUAGAAUUACCAGUCUUCCGCCGAGUCCGCUAUCCUCUGGACUUUCAGCAGGUAUACCCCCUCGAAAGUCUCGUACGCCCACCGGGACACCUCGAAUAGGGGGCAUGUCCCAUGGAACCCCGAGUCUCCUGAAUGGUGGCGGUGAUAGUAAAUCUAUUUUAAGCGCUGCCAAUGUAAGGAAUUCGGCUGGCUUGAUAAGCGUUGCUUCCCCAACUCAAAGCCGGAGCUCCUCAGCACAAGACUCAUACUCCACAUCCGCGACAACGUACGAUGAUCCUAUUGAAGCAAGCACUAGCUCGGUUAGCGAGAAGCGCGCCUCCAAAGGUGGUGACGGGAAGGGAAAUGUUCUUGUCAGUGUCAGGGUUCGACCUGAUGCUGGGUCUAAUGACAACGGUCGUGUUGAGGGAGGCGAAUGGAUGGUUGAUGGAAGAAAGUCGCUCGUAUCGUACCGUGGCAAGGAAGGCGGCGACUAUGUUUAUGAUAAUGUCUUCGCGACGCACGACGACAACAGCAGAGUUUAUGAUCACAUCGCCAAGCGUCUAGUUCGCAGGGUGAUGGAAGGCUACCACGGCACGGUUUUUGCCUAUGGUAUGACCGGUACGGGUAAAACGUUCUCAAUGCAGGGAACGGCGUCCUCGCCAGGUGUCAUACCACUUGCAAUCACCGACAUUUUCUCUUACAUUCGCGAGACUCCAGCAAGAGAGUUCUUGCUGCGCGUUAGUUAUCUGGAAAUUUACAACGAACGGAUACAUGACUUGCUUAGCAUGCCCACCGGUAACGGGACUGGAGCGUCUGGCGCGCAAGAAGAAAUCAAGUUGCGUGAAGACAGCAAGCGGGGCGUGUACGCAACUCCUUUGAAGGAGGAGAUUGUUCAAAGUCCGACCCAACUUCUCAGGGUGAUUGCCCGAGGAGACCAGGCCCGCCGGACGGCCAGCACACAGUUCAAUGCCCGGAGUUCCCGAAGUCACGCCGUGGUCCAGAUUGUUGUUGAGAGCAGAGAGCGUUUGCCAAACACAAAAGGAGGCGAAAACAAGCGGUCUGGUUUGGUCCCUGGCGGCGUGCGAGUCUCGACUUUAAGCUUGAUUGAUCUUGCCGGAUCCGAGAAAGCAGCAGAGUCAAAAGAGCGCCGUACUGAAGGAUCGCAUAUCAACAAGAGCUUGCUGACACUGGGUACUGUGAUAUCCAAGCUCUCCGACGCGAAGGACAAGGAUGGGAAACCAGACAAGGACGCCAAACAUCUGCCCUACAGAGACAGCAAGUUGACCCGGUUGCUGCAGGGUGCACUUUCCGGUAAUUCGCUGGUCAGUAUUCUCUGCACCAUCCAAAUAGGAUCGGCGGGAAGUGCCGCAGCUGGCAACAGCCACAAUAGUGAGACAAUCAACACCUUGAAAUUCGCCUCGCGCGCGAAGAACAGCAUUGUCAGCCAUGCCAAACGAGCAGAAGAAUCACUCGGUGCUGGUGGAGACGGCGGAGCUCGUGUGCUCCUAGAAAGAUACCGGAUGGAAAUCGUCGAACUAAGACGUCAAUUGGACACGCAGGCCAAGAAGGAUGCGAAAGACGCUUCUUCGGUCGAGGAGGAGGAGAAGGUCAAGGACGAGGAUGAAGAGCGUAAGCGGGAGAAGGAAGCCGAAGACCGACAUGAAGAGCAGAUGUUGGAGAUGCAACUUGCACGAACAGCUUUGAAGGAACGGAUUGACCACUUGAAUAAGCUCAUUCUAAGCUCCAAGUCGAUUGGUGUAAACACAAGUGGCUCAUACAGCUCACUUGGAGUACACCACCGGUUCUCGCAAGUCUCUCUGGCUCCAUCCAACCGGACAUCGAUUGCCACCUCCAUCGGCGCCCGCUCUCAUUUGGAACGCACAGCUUCGAUGACGUCUUCAUCCUCUACCAUCGGGCGUCGGUCUAACGGGCAGAGGCAUUCAGGAGGUGCAGAGCCGAUCUCGACUGAGGAGGACGACAGCACGGGCGAAUUCGGUGAUGGAGUUGCAUCGCUUGCCGCGCAAAAUCAAGCUCUCCAAUCUGACCUUGCCGAUAAGAAUCGGUAUAUUGCCACGUUGGAGAAGCGCCUUUUGCAGGCAAGAAGGGCCAGUUCUUCGCGGGCCUCUGUUGGGUUCUCCACCCCGAACAAGGGGAUCAUGGUAGGAGAGGACCAUAGCGUUUCUGCAAUGAUGAGGGAGAAGGAUGCAGAGAUAGCCGAGCUGAGGGCGCGGCUCGAAGAUAAAGAUCGAAUGAUGGCAGCACUACGUAGUGCCGCUCGCUCCAGAGAUGCGGCUGAAGGCGUGGAUACGUCGAAGCAAGAAGUCCGCGAAGUGCGCUCAUCGCUUUUGUAUGAGCAUGCAGCAAGCCCUCCUCCUCAGGGUGCAUUGCCAGAUCCGCCCGUCCUGGGUCGCAAGAGCAAGAGCAUGUCACCGGGUCCUAGCCGAAAGAGAACGAAGAGCGUCGACGAGAUGUCUCGCAUUCUAGACGAGAUGAUCCAAGAGAAGGUUGAGAGUGGACACGUCGUCCGGGGAGUGCGUGGCAGCGUCCGCCUGGCCAGUGAAUCGCACAAGCCUCAGGGCCUCGCCGAGCACCCCACUGACCUCGAGACGCUGAGAGAGAGUCCGAUAGUUCCGGAGUCGCAAGGAGUGUCUUUGCAGGCAUAG
Neoarthrinium moseri is the source of this 2931-nucleotide messenger RNA. RefSeq lists its product as uncharacterized. The transcript has 2 exons. Lineage: Eukaryota; Fungi; Ascomycota; Sordariomycetes; Amphisphaeriales; Apiosporaceae. Gene Ontology annotation, molecular function: ATP binding; microtubule binding; microtubule motor activity. Bases 1 to 2931 code for a protein of 976 amino acids. Gene Ontology annotation, biological process: microtubule-based movement. The record is from RefSeq and is a predicted model, not a curated record.